This is a messenger RNA of Megalobrama amblycephala (Wuchang bream), 4612 nucleotides long. It is a transcript of the gene opa1, whose product is annotated as OPA1 mitochondrial dynamin like GTPase. Gene Ontology annotation, biological process: mitochondrial fusion. Gene Ontology annotation, molecular function: microtubule binding; GTP binding; GTPase activity. The transcript is spliced from 31 exons. Gene Ontology annotation, cellular component: microtubule; mitochondrial membrane; cytoplasm. The record is from RefSeq and is a predicted model, not a curated record. Lineage: Eukaryota; Metazoa; Chordata; Actinopteri; Cypriniformes; Xenocyprididae. Bases 179 to 3283 code for a protein of 1034 amino acids.
UGGACCAGGAAGUACUUUCCACUCCUCUUGCAGCAAUUGACACUGGUGAUCGCCUGCUUGCUAUGCCCUUGUUAGCCAUGCAGCUAACCUAAGUGCCACAUUUGGAAAGAUGAAUUGAAACUUAUAUCGGAAAGAGAUCUGAUAGACACCUAUAUAUUCCAUUAGAGCCAAUAGCAGGAUGUUACGAGCCGGUGGUGUAGUAACCUGCAUUGCCUGCAAGAAUCUGCUUCCCUCCAGAAUGGGGGUGAAGUUCAGAGUUCCGUUGCAGAAACUGCACCCACUUUCUCGUUCCAUCCAUCACCGCUACUCUGCUAACAACAAUCCACAAAGACCACCUCACUGCUCAGCUGCCCGCCAUUACACGUCUCUCUCCAGGCUUCCCAUGCGUCCUCCCAAAUCCCGGUCAGGAGGACAUGGCUAUCAACAACACCGGACCUUCUGGGUGGCCCGACUUGCUGCCAGACUGUUGAAACUGAGGUACAUCUUGCUUGGCUCAGCAGUUGGAGGUGGAUAUACAGCAAAAAAGACUUACGAUGAAUGGAAAGAAAUGCUUCCUGAUAUGAGCCAAUACACAUGGAUUGUGCCAGACUUCAUUUGGGAGCUGAGUGAAAAUAUCGAUUUAGACAAGCUCGCCAAGGCUUUGCCUGAACUAGAAGAGAUAGCCAAACUACUACCUGAUAUGGAAAAGGUCGGAGAGAACUUCACUUUCCUGAAGAGCCUCCUCUCCAGCGGUUUGGGUAGUGAAGUCAAUGGAGCUUCUGGUCUGCGUCUGUUAUUAGAAACCACAGGUGAUUCAGCCCUGAGAGCACCAGAUAUCCCACCAACAUCUGCAGCCAUGUCUGACAGCAGUGAUAAACAGUUCAAGAAGCAGGGGCUGCUCAGCGAGCUCAUUCUCAUUCAGCAGCAGAUCCAGCAGCACGAGGAGGAGAUGCGGCGGGCGGCAGCCAAUAAUGCUCCGCCUCCGCCGCUUGAACCCAGUCCCAGCCCGGCCCCGAACCCCAGCCCCUCGCAGUCCAAACGCAAGUCAUCUGAUAAAGAAAGAAUCGACCAGCUUCAGGAAGAACUUCUUCGAACUCAGAUGAAGUACCAACGGAUGCUGGAGCGUCUGGAAAAGGAGAAUAAGGAACUGAGGAAAGUCGUUUUACAGAAAGAUGACAAGGGGAUUCACCAAAGAAAAGUCAAGAAGUCUUUGAUUGAUAUGUACUCUGAGGUCCUGGACAUUCUCUCAGAUUAUGACUCCAACUACAAUACUCAAGAUCACCUGCCAAGGGUGGUGGUGGUCGGAGACCAGAGUGCAGGAAAGACUAGUGUGUUGGAGAUGAUAGCUCAAGCUAGAAUCUUUCCCAGAGGCUCUGGAGAAAUGAUGACCAGGUCUCCUGUCAAGGUGACAUUGAGUGAAGGCCCUCACCAUGUAGCAAUGUUCAAAGACAGCACUCGUGAGUUUGACCUUGGGAAAGAGGAGGAUCUUGCAGCAUUGAGGCACGAGAUUGAACUCCGGAUGAGGAAGAGUGUGAAGGAAGGCCAAACAGUCAGCCCUGAGACCAUUUCUUUAAGUGUAAAGGGCCCAGGAAUCCAGAGAAUGGUGCUUGUUGACUUGCCUGGGGUUAUCAGUACUGUGACGGCCGGCAUGGCUGCUGACACAAAGGAAACCAUUUUUAGCAUUAGUAAAGCCUACAUGCAGAAUCCAAAUGCCAUCAUCCUCUGCAUUCAGGAUGGCUCAGUAGAUGCAGAGCGUAGUAUAGUCACUGAUCUUGUCAGUCAGAUGGACCCUCAGGGCAAAAGGACCAUCUUUGUUCUUACCAAGGUUGACAUGGCUGAAAAGAACCUAGCUAGUCCAAGCAGAAUCCAGCAAAUAGUUGAAGGCAAAUUAUUCCCAAUGAAGGCUUUGGGCUACUUUGCAGUAGUAACCGGCAAAGGCAGUACUAAUGAGAGCAUAGACUCCAUCAAAGACUACGAAGAGGACUUCUUCCAAACAUCAAGACUGCUGAGGGAUGGCAUGUUGAAAGCUCAUCAGGUGACCACAAAGAACCUGAGUCUUGCUGUGUCAGACUGCUUCUGGAAGAUGGUGAGAGAGUCAGUAGAACAACAAGCAGAUGCCUUCAAAGCAUCUCGAUUUAACCUGGAGACUGAGUGGAAGAACAACUAUCCUCGCUUACGAGAGCUGGACAGGAAUGAGCUCUAUGAGAAGGCCAAAAAUGAGAUCUUGGAUGAGGUGAUCAGCUUGAGUCAAGUUACACCAAAACACUGGGAGUCCAUCUUACAGAAAAAGCUUUGGGAAAGGGUCUCGACACACGUUAUUGAGAACAUCUACCUGCCUGCUGCCCAGACCAUGAACUCGGGCACUUUCAACACCACUGUAGACAUCAAACUCAAGCAGUGGACUGAUAAACAACUUCCUCAUAAAGCGCUAGAGGUUGCUUGGGAGACGUUGCAGGAGGAGUUUGCCCGUUUCAUGGCAGAAUACAAAGGGAAAGACCAGGAUGACAUCUUUGAUAAACUUAAGGAAGCUGUCAAAGAUGAGAGCAUUAAACGACACAAGUGGAAUGAAACAGCCAUGGACAGCUUGAGAGUGAUUCAACACAACGCUUUGGAGGAUCGUUCUAUCACAGACAAGCCCCAGUGGGACGCUGCUAUUCAGUUCAUGGAGGAAACGCUACAGUCUCGCCUUAAAGACACUGACUCGGUAAUAGCAGAUAUGGUGGGGCCAGACUGGAAGCAGAGGUGGUUGAGCUGGAAAAAUCGAACACCAGAGCAGCACAUCCGUAAUGAAACUAAAAACGAGCUAGAGCGUCUGUUGAAGCUGCAUGAAGAUCACACAGCUUACCUGGCCAAUGAUGAGGUCACUACAGUACGCAAAAACCUGGAGGGCCGAGGAGUGGAGGUGGACCCUGUACUGAUCAAGGACACAUGGCACCAGCUCUAUCGACGCCACUUUCUGCAAAAGGCAUUAUCACAUUGUAACCUCUGCCGGCGAGGUUUCUACUAUUACCAGAGACACUUUGUAGACUCUGAGCUUGAGUGCAAUGAUGUGGUUCUGUUUUGGAGGAUCCAGAGGAUGUUGGCCAUCACAGGCAAUACUCUUCGACAACAGCUCACUAACACCGAAGUGCGGCGCUUGGAGAAGAAUGUUAAAGAAGUAUUAGAGGACUUUGGAGAGGACAAUGAGAAGAAAGUCCAGCUGAUCACAGGCAGGAGGGUUCAGUUGGCAGAAGACCUCAAAAAAGUACGUGAAAUUCAGGAGAAACUUGAAGCCUUCAUUGAAGCUCUUCACAAAGAGAAAUAGAGCAGAUCAUCUUGUUUCUGGACAGUCAUGCCCUUAGAGAAGAAAAUGCACUGAUUAAAUACAACAUCAUUUUUGCUCUUUGCCCUUCUAAAAUGACUUUCUUCCUAGCUUCUCGUCUUCACUUUUUUUAACGUAUCUCCUCACACACACAUGCACACACUCACUGUUCCCCCUUAACAACAGUUAAAGUUAGUGAAGUGAGCUGGAGUCCCUUUACAUUUGCUGCAUAUUUAUUCAGUGUUGGAGAAAAAGCACUUACUUGGCUAAAGAUGGCAUGUGUCAGAGUGCCAUGCUUUAUUCUUACUUCCUCCAGUGCUUAAAAGCCACCAAUGUGUUCACCAGACAUGUUCUCGGAGAAACCAGUCAGACAGACAUGCACAUACAUCUUCUCCCAUCCCUCCUUCCCAAUAAAUGGCUUUGUCCGGGUCUCUCUUUCCCCUGACUUUCUUUAUUAAUUAAGGUGAUGCUUAUGGAUAAUCCACAUGGUAAAGUGCAUCUGUUAUUGAUUGGCCUUGCUGUGAAUAGAGAAAAUGUUCAAAAAUGUCUUAUCACUAAUUGCCGCCUUUGUUCAUCAUUUGGAGCUGGGAUUUUACAACAUUUAGACAAAAUCUCUCUUAUGACAUAUUCACAGUUAGGGAGGGCAGUUAAAAUUAUACGACUUAACAUCUUACCGAUAGACCACCAUAUAAAUCCUUUGUAGUUAUUUUGUAGAAUCUGAUAUUAAUAGUACAGUAGAUCUCAUCUGCACCUCAUUGUUACCAUUUGUUUGUAGUCACAAGAUGCAAAACAUAGAGACAUUACGUCAUCUGCUCUCACAAAUGAAUGAAAAUGCAAUGGCAUAUCUGUUCCAUUACAUUGCUCUACAGAACAUUUCCUCACUUUGUUUUUCUUUCUUUCAAAAUCAAAUCUUUCAAAGAUUUUCAUCAGUCAUCUUCAGCUUUAGUGCACUUUUAUUUUUUGCUUGCACAUUUUAUAUCUCGCAUCCUCUAAUUUUUGUGGUCUGAUUGGGUUUUAUAUAAAAUCCACUUUCAUGUCCUGAUAAUUUUGAGUGUAAGGGACACAACACCUUUGUUCCUGGUUGCUCAAAAAUGUAAAUGGGUAAAUAUAUAUGUACUUGUAAAGUAUCCUUAAGUUCAUUGAAGUCAUGGAUCUGUUGUCACAACGGGAAAAUAUAUGAGUGUAACAAAAUAUCUGUGGGUAGAUUUGAGAAUGUUUCCCCCCUUUUGUUGUAGAUUGUAAUGUUUGCAUGUUGUACCCAAACAGAUGUGGUUUAUUUAUUAAAUUGGUGUUUAAAAAAGUAAUAAUAAAAGUGACUUAAAGUAUGUUAAA